Molecule: messenger RNA, 2058 nt
Organism: Phragmites australis (common reed)
Lineage: Eukaryota; Viridiplantae; Streptophyta; Magnoliopsida; Poales; Poaceae
Product: cyclin-A1-1-like
Exons: 11
Coding region: 188-1660 (490 amino acids)
Biological process (GO): mitotic cell cycle phase transition; regulation of cyclin-dependent protein serine/threonine kinase activity
Cellular component (GO): nucleus; cyclin-dependent protein kinase holoenzyme complex; cytoplasm
Molecular function (GO): cyclin-dependent protein serine/threonine kinase regulator activity
Source: RefSeq, a predicted model, not a curated record
CACGGCAGCAAGAUGAGUCGCAGACAGGCGGGGCCCACCCGCUUUCCAACGUUCUCGUCAGCUCUGCUCCCCCGGCUGUUCGAAAAAAAUUUAAACAUCCCCUCCCUCCGUUCGUCCUCCCCUCCUACUCAAUCUCCUCAUCGGCUCAUCGCCGCCGGGAUCCAAACGCAUCCUCCUCUCAACGUUGAUGUCGAGCAACGCCGCCUUCCGACGCUCGACGUCGUCGGCAGCGGCCGCGACGGCCAAGCGCCCCGCGGUGGCGGCGGAGAGCGCCGGCGUGGGAGGCAAGGCGGCCCCAGCGGCGCAGGCCAAGAAGCGCGUCGCGCUCGGAAACAUCACCAACGUCGUCGCUGGAGCGGGAGCGGGAGGGGGGAGGGCCAUCGGCUCCGGGAAGGCCUUCGCGGCCCCGGCGAGCACCGCGGAAUUGAAUCCAGCUACCUCAGCUGCACCAGUCAAGAAGGGAUCCUUGGCAAGUGCUCGUGGUGUUAGCUCUGCUCAGUGUUCUGCUGUGAAAUCUGCUUCGACCAAACCUGCUCCAGCUGUAUCUCGCCAUGACAGAGCAACACAAAAGCACAAUGUUCCUCCUCCGAAAGUGCCGACUGCUGUGCCUACUGUCGCGCUUGCCAUUGCACCCUGCAGCAGCGUUGUGUCUCCUCUAUACUCAGGAGACUCAGUUCCCAUUGAUGAGACGAUGUCAGCUUGCGACUCUAAGAAAAGCCCAGACUUUUCUACAUUGGAGACACGGUCUAAUGAACACCUACGUAUCUCGGAGGAUAGAGACGUUGAAGAAACUAAGUGGAAGAAGAAUGCCCCUGCCCCCAUGGAUGAGGAUCCGCAGUUGUGUCCUACUCCAGCUCCUGACAUCUACAUGCUCUUGCGUGACGCUGAGACCAAGAAAAGGCCAUCAGCGGAUUUUAUGGAAAGGAUUCAAAAGGAUGUAACUUCAAGCAUGAGGGCUAUUUUGAUAGACUGGCUUGUGGAAGUUGCUGAAGAAUAUCGUCUUGUUCCAGAUACUAUAUACCUGGCAGUUAACUACAUGGAUCGUUAUCUUUCUGGCAACCAAAUCAACCGCCAAAGGCUGCAAUUACUUGGCGUUGCUUGCAUGCUUAUAGCUGCAAAAUAUGAAGAGAUAUGUGCACCCCAUGUAGAAGAAUUCUGCUACAUAACUGACAACACAUACUUCAGAGAUGAGGUUUUAGAAAUGGAAGCUUCUGUCCUGAAUUACCUGAACUUUGAAAUGACUGCACCCACAGCAAAAUGCUUUUUGAGGAGAUUUGUUCGUGCUGCACAAGUAUUUGACAAGGAUCCAGCUUUGCAUCUCGAGUCCAUAGCCAAUUAUGUCGCUGAGCUAUCAUUGCUGGAGUACAAUCUACUUUCUUACACUCCUUCAAUAAUAGCUGCGUCAGCUAUCUUCUUGGCGAAAUUUAUACUCCAGCCAACGAAGUAUCCUUGGAAUUCCACCCUUGCCCAGUUCACACAAUACAAGCCAUCGGAAUUAUGCGACUGUGUGAAGACACUGCACCGCCUUUUCAGUGUUGGUCCUGGGGGUAACCUUACUGCAAUCAGAGGAAAGUACAGUCAACAUAUGUACAAAUUUGUUGCAAAGAUUUACUGUCCAGCGUCAAUUCCUACGGAGUUCUUCCGAGAUGCGACGUGCUAGAGGGGAAGCAGCCCAGGAGUAGUUACAGUUGCUUACUGAAUUCUUCCUCUUAUGGCUCAAACCUCAAAUGCCAGGUUGCACCGGACAUCUGUGCAGCUGGUUCGUUAAUGCAGAAGGUGCUGAUGGCCCCUGUUAUUUCAGGUGAUUGGCAGAUUGUAGGUUCUAGGCCGCUCUCGAGUGUUUGUGAUAUGUGAUGACACUAUGACAGCGGUGUGCUCCUUUGUCUUCCUGAGAGAAUGCACCUAUUUGACCCAUGUUUUUUUUCAUGUAAAUUGGAGUCCUGCAGCAAAGCAUAACAUCUCGUUUGUAAUAUCAUAAGACUGGGUGUCACAGGACUGCUCGCCUGAUACCUUCAUAAGGGCAUGAACAAACAGUCAGGUGUUUAAGAAAAAAGAGCG